Gasterosteus aculeatus aculeatus (three-spined stickleback) is the source of this 2680-nucleotide messenger RNA. Lineage: Eukaryota; Metazoa; Chordata; Actinopteri; Perciformes; Gasterosteidae. The record is from RefSeq and is a predicted model, not a curated record.
ACGUGGUUUGCAGUAGUCGGGGGGGGGGGGGGGGGGGGGGGGGGACUGUGUACUUGCAUCACGAAGGCACCACAGCGUAACAAGAAGGAAUCCAGAUCAUUCACUGCCAACUGCUGGAACACGGCCUGACUACUUUUUUAUUCAGGGGCAAACCUCUCCCGAGCGCUCUCUUUGUUACCGAGAGCAGUUGUUUUUAUCGAGCCAACGCCGGGAAAAAAGAAUUUUCAAUCCAGUUGAUUUCAGUCACAAUCAUGCAACAUAAUAAUUUGUACUAAUUUGUUUUUACGAUCAUUUCAUUUUAAUAGAAAAACUGAACCUCUGAGGAGGUUUUUCUUUGCGUUCUUUGUGUCAUUGACAUUUUCCAGCACAGUGCCUAUACUGUAUCAAGGUGGAGAGAGAAAUCUGAGCACUCCAUUCAAAACAACAACAACAAUGUAUGUAGGCUGCCCAGGAAUGUAUACGACUGACCAGAUACCAUCGAAGCCCAAAAGAAAGGGGGCUUUUUGUGAUGAUGAUGAAUGAAACUUUUUUUUUUUUUAUAUCUGUGUCCUUCAUCGUCAAAAAACAAAACAAACAACAACAAAAAAAUUGCGUGGUUGCUUGAUGUCUGUACACGAUGCGCAUCCUCGCCCUGCUCUCUUCAAACCACUGGAAACUUGCAGUUGGGACUUCAAGACAAAGCUGGUGAUCGCUAAAGGAAUUCCAAGCGGGUGUUGUCAAAGUUCAUUGGACAACGUGUACCUGCAUGCUUUCCACCGAAGCAUGCCGUGACGUCAGCUUGUGAAAGGACUCCAGUUGUGUUUCAAUGUAGUAUUAUUGGAUUACUGGCACAUAAUGUGUAUGUGGAGUCUAAAUCCCAAAUUCUGGUGUAAUAACAAAAAAAGAAAAACAAAGGAAAAGCAAUCUGUAUCAAAAUGUGAUUUUUGUUUCACGGUGAGAUGCGUCGGAUGGAAAAUGCUCCUGCGGGUGAAACUGUAGCUCUGCUUGUACCAGAUCGAAGACGGCGACCUUUCCAGCGACGCGUGCUCAUACGGGAGCGUUGAAGACCACAGCCGGAGCGCGAUGUGGACAUUAUGUACAGUGGAGACUUUGUGACGUUGAGUGCACACAAAAACAAAUGUUACCAGUGGAGUGAACAACAAGUAUCUGUGCCAAAUAGAGCUGAUAUAUAUAUAUAUAUAUAUAUAUAUAUAUAUAUAAUCUCUUUGAUCCACCAGCAUCAUGUGCAGGAGGCAACUGUUCUGUAAAGUUGAAGUUGUGCUUUCAUUUCAGGCUUCUGUCCGUUGAAACAAAACGCACACAUUGUGUCAAACGUGUGCUCGCUCUCCCAUUCAGCCACCGUCAGUUUCUCUUUCUUAACCGUCAUUUUGCCAAAUUCUAACCUUUCCGUCUGUCCACUUCAAUAAGCUGCCACUCUGACGUCGGACUGCCUCAAACGAUUGAACGCGACUCGAGGUUCUGUUCUGUUCUUUCAAGCCGACGAGCCAAAACUGCACAUAAACAGGGACCAGCUGGACUCGAGCUGCACUUGUGAUGCUUCACAGGGCAGGAAACCGCAUUCGGGGGGUUUAGGCUGAUGACACGUGGUCACUACGGGCUUCUCUGUGUCAUCAUGGAAUCAUGGAACGCACCGAAGCCCCCCGAGCUGAAUGCGAGCACUUUAUAGACUUCCUAGCCCGUCGUGUCAAAGACGUAUUACUGGGGAUUCUGGUCAAUUUGAACCAUUUUGAACACCGGUUUAAUUCAGACGAAAUGAAGCUGCACCACUGCUUUGAAACUUGAAAUGGAGAUUUGCAGGCUUACAGGUGACCAAGACAGCAGGAGGGAAGAGUGGAGACAGCUGUGAGAUAAAGAGAGACGUGCACGACAGAAUUACGAUUUUUCUCUUCUCAUGCUCUAUAUUGUUAUUUUGUUUACAUUUGUAAGUAUUAAACAGCUGUUUGAGUCUGUUACGCAUUGUGUAUAGUUACUCUUUACAUUAAUAAAUAAAAUCAUCCGUUUUGGAAAAAAAUAACAUCUCCCGCAUUGAUUAUUUUGCAUUUUGUUUGUCUUGUUUUGUCUGCUGUUACAACAAAGCUUGUUGUCAAAUAGAAGUUUGUAUAUUGACCGAACAAAAGAUGACUGUAAAUGUGUCUGUGUGUGUGUGUUUGUGUGCUGAUGACGAUAGAUUUCUAGAGUUUGCUUGUGUGUCUCUUUUCACCUGCUGUGUUCCCACACACACACACACACACACACACACACAAUUAUGUUGCCAGCAAACACACACGCUCAGAGGUUUCUGUCAGUUAUUCAUACGACAACAUCAUGAUUGGGAGGGAGGUUUUUCUGGGACUCUUGCUCAUAUGUGUCUCCACAGGUGUUGAGAACUUUGGAGACUUGAGGAAGCCGUCCUGCCCGGACACUCACGAGAUCUUGGCGUGUCCUCUGAACCUCGCCCCCGUGUGCGGCACCGAUGGAAUCACCUACGCCAACGAGUGCACGCUGUGCGUGCAGAGACAAACGACCAGGGUGGACAUUUUGAUUGCCAAAGAGGAGAGCUGCUGACCGGUGCAUGCAGGAGAUGAUGUCAUCGCUGAAGUUCACCACUCAGGAUCUGAUUAUCAACCCAACAUGGAUCUGUGAAAUUGCCAUUUCCAAAUGUGUCUCUAAAUUGCAAUGAGUAAUAAAUGUUAACGAGCAA